Messenger RNA from Bacillus rossius redtenbacheri, 5968 nucleotides. RefSeq names its product tyrosine-protein kinase Src42A (gene Src42A). NCBI's taxonomy places the organism in Eukaryota, Metazoa, Arthropoda, Insecta, Phasmatodea, Bacillidae. The transcript is spliced from 7 exons. Gene Ontology annotation, molecular function: signaling receptor binding; ATP binding; non-membrane spanning protein tyrosine kinase activity. Gene Ontology annotation, biological process: cell differentiation; innate immune response; protein phosphorylation. The record is from RefSeq and is a predicted model, not a curated record. The coding region runs from base 290 to 1822 and encodes 510 amino acids. Gene Ontology annotation, cellular component: extrinsic component of cytoplasmic side of plasma membrane.
UUUCUCUUUGGUGUGUCAGACUUGCUGUCAUGGCGGCUUGUUGCUUCCGUUCGUAGCCUAGUUUUUUUGUAUCGUAAUUGUAAAGAAGUAGCGUAUUAGUUGUGAUAUGUCAGAAUCGGACAUUUCGAAACGACUGAGAUCUUGUCCGUACGCGUGAAGUGUAUUGUGUUACAGUGUGUGAGUGCGUGUGUUUAGAAGGCAUAGACUUGUCAUUUGCACAUGUCAUAACAUUCCGAUGGCUUAGUCUUGUUGACCGUGGGAAGACCGUUGAGAAAGGGACGAAAACGAGAUGGGGAACUGUUUCGGCCGCCAGAGACCGUCCGUGAAGAAAAGUCAUACGUUACCUUCUUCGCCGUUGCCUGAACACAGAAAUGAAAGUGAAAACCAAGUUCCGUCAAACACGCCUCCCGCGCCCGAACCCUCCCGACCUUUGCCACCCAUCGAACCAGAUGUUCCUGGCAUCUCGAAUGCGAAAAUAUUCGUAGCGUUGUACGACUACGAUGCCAGGACUGACGAAGACCUCAGUUUUCGGAAAGGUGAACAUUUGGAAAUUUUAAAUGACACACAAGGGGACUGGUGGCUCGCCAGAAGUAAAGCUACCAAGCAAGAAGGUUAUAUUCCGUCUAAUUAUGUUGCCAAGCUGAAAUCUAUCGAGGCUGAACCAUGGUACUUUGGCAAGAUAAAACGUAUUGAAGCUGAAAAGAAGUUGUUACUGCCAGAAAAUGACCAUGGAGCAUUCCUUAUACGAGAUUCUGAAAGCCGCCGUAAUGACUACUCACUGUCAGUGCGCGACGGCGACACGGUCAAGCACUACCGCAUCCGCCAGCUGGACGAGGGGGGCUUCUUCAUCGCCCGCCGCACCACGUUCCGCACCCUGCAGGAGUUGGUCGAGCACUACAGCAAGGACGCGGACGGGCUGUGCGUCAACCUGCGCAAAGCCUGCAUUCGGGUGGAGAAGCCGGUGACGGGCGGCCUGUCGCACAGCACCCGGGACCAGUGGGAGAUCGAGCGGUCGUCGCUGCGGUUCGUGCGCAAGCUGGGGCACGGCCAGUUCGGGGAGGUGUGGGAGGGCCUGUGGAACAACACGACGCCCGUCGCCAUCAAGACGCUCAAGCCGGGCACCAUGGACCCCAAGGACUUCCUGGCGGAGGCGCAGAUCAUGAAGAAGCUGCGGCACACCAAGCUCAUCCAGCUCUACGCCGUCUGCACCAUGGAGGAGCCCAUCUACAUCAUCACCGAGCUCAUGAAGAACGGCAGCCUGCUCGAGUUCCUUCAAGGUAAGGGACGGGCCCUGAAGCUGCCCCAGCUGAUAGACAUGGCCGCCCAGAUCGCCGCGGGGAUGGCGUACCUCGAGUCGCAGAACUACAUCCACCGGGACCUGGCCGCCCGCAACGUGCUGGUGGGAGACAGCAACAUCGUGAAGAUAGCGGACUUCGGUCUGGCCCGGCUCAUCAAGGAGGAUGAGUACGAGGCGCGGGUGGGCGCUCGCUUCCCCAUCAAGUGGACCGCGCCAGAGGCCGCCAACUACAGCAAGUUCUCCAUCAAGUCGGACGUGUGGUCCUUUGGCAUCUUGCUGACGGAGCUCGUCACCUACGGACGGAUACCGUAUCCAGGCAUGACGAACGCGGAGGUGCUGCACCAGGUGGAGCACGGCUACCGCAUGCCCUGCCCGCCGGGCUGCCCCAACACGCUGUACGACAUCAUGCUGGAGUGCUGGCACAAGGACCCCAUGAAGCGCCCCACCUUCGAGACCCUGCAGUGGAAGCUGGAGGACUUCUUCACCAUGGAGGGCUCGGAGUACAAGGAGGCGUCGGCCUACUGAGACCACGCCCACCUCCCGGAGUGGCCGUACUCGCUCAGGCUCCGCCUGCCGUCGCCCCGCGAGUAGAGCCCGCCUCCGGACAGGUGGGGACGCAAAGUGUCGCAGCGUGCGCGCGUGGUGGUGGUUGUUCCGGACCGUUCGCUACUCUCGUCAAGCCUAAAUACACCCUGUAUCAUAUUUUAUAUUGUCCUUAUAUGCAGGUAUUUCUUAUCAGUGUGCACGUUCUAAUUUGCAAGUAAGUAGGUAGAUCAGAAACUUUAGUAUUUUAUUUGCAAUGUCAGUGUUAAUUGUGUGUGAUGAUUGAUUUCAGUACGAAUGUGUAUUGUUUUCACAAUGGUAUCAAUUGUUGUAAUGUCUUGUUCAAGGCUAUGACUGCCGGAUAUCAGGUGGUAAUAACGAAUUUGUUUCGGUGGAGCACAUUCAGUUUUGAUACAAAGUUGUUUUUGCUAAAUGAAAUUUUAAUCCGUUAAAUGGGUAGUAUUUUAAUAUAAUUUUGUUGCUGUGUAUAAUGAAAUAUAAACGUUGCGAGACUUGCUGUGUGUAUAAGUGGUACUGGUUAUUAUUGUUGAAAUGCUGCAGACCUAAGGUUUGUUCACAUUGGCUCAUGUUCGUUGGCUUGUAAUCAUUUAAUCUGUGUGGCUGCAGCCAUAAUCAGAGACAAGAUGAUGUGGUGAAUUGCGGUAAAACAGGAAUAACACUGAAUACCGUGUCAAUAAACCACGUAAUACCAAAAUGCAAUGUAUGUUACAAUAAACUGUUUUGGUGAAUUAAGUAUUAUGAAUCAUUAAAUGUCAUAUCUGUUUUUUUUUAUUCAUAAAUAUAGAAUAUUAUUAGAGUUCAUAAAAAAAUAAAACCUAAAAUCUUGUCUCUAGCCAUAAUGUAACAUUCAGGUGUUAGCUGAGUAUUGUUAUUUUCAGCGAAUGAAAAAUCAAAAUAUUGAGUGUACUUUCUUGUUCAUUUCUUUCCUCUUAAAAAUUUUCAGAAAUGAUUGUGAGCCUACAUUCAGUGCAGUGUCAAAGUUUGAUCAUCACAAUUUUCCUUCUGGUUAACUCUUGUUGAGAACAUCAGGUCUUGAGUGCAGUCACAUACCCAUGAGUAUUUUUUUCUUUUCCUUAAAGAACAGGUGUCUCAAUAAGCCAGUUAAAAUGAUUGUGGCUAGCUUCCUAUUGUUUAUGUUGCUUAUUGAAGUCAUAAGUAAAGGGGAUGUACUAGUACUGAAAAAUAGUGACUCCAGAAAUGUUAGAAGUAGCGAAAAAAUAAAAUGAUUUUUGUUGGUAGCGUAUAUUCCAGUUUUUUUAUUUAUUGCGUGUGGAAUCUAAACGUGUAUUGUAGGUAUCAAGAAAGCUAUUUUGAAAUCUGUUUGCCAGGCUGGAAGAUAGGUACUUUAUUCGCAGUCUCUUCCGGGAUUUUUCAAAUGUUAGCCCAUGAGAUUGUUUGAAAAUCACUUUGUGAUGUUUUAUAAAUUUUUUCCCCCUUUCAAUGAGAAUAUGGAGACCCUGCAUUUUUUUUAUGGCAUAUUUUGGAAUGUUGUGUGUAAUACUUCAUAUCACAUGUUCAUUGUGUUGUAAUUUUGUCUGUGUUUGUAUAGCGUGUUUUAACUUAGCUUUUGUAAGCUUUGUUCUAGUUUCAAAUAAUGUUAAAUUAAAUUUUUACUUAAUUGUGUUGUGUGCUGGUGUUGAUGCACCUCAUAGAAUUCACCUCCAACUCAGCAACUGCAUGAAUUAGUUUUGGAAUAAUUGUAAUGUAUACAUUUAUAAUUACAGUAAAACUCUGUUAAGAUGUUUGUGAAGGGACGUAAAAAUUUAAGCCUAUUAACCAGGAAAAACUACUUUAAAGGCUUAAAUUUAAGUUACGUAAUUUUUUAGGUCAAGGGAAUUUUUUGUUUUAAAAACAUCAAGCAAUAAACUUCUAGUUGAACUUCUUAAAAGGGUUUCACUGUUAAUUAUCAUUAAGUUUAUAUCUUCAAAUGUGAAGCACCUACUGAACAGUAGUUGGGACCAGUUUAUCUGUACAGAAUCAUGUUUUUGAGUGGUUACUUUUCCCUCCCAGUUUUCAAUUUUGUAAGGUCUUAAAAUGAUUGUGUGUUCAAUUUUGAUUGCUUUUAUCACAGUUGAAACCAGUUUCGAAUUGAACAUAGUUUGCAAUUGUGCAUGAUAACCUGUAUAAAUAGCCAAUAAGCUAAUUGCAUCUUGUAAAUACUCUUUCUGUUACUUUUGAAAUAAGUGCAUUUGAGGAUGAUUAGUCAACUUGAAAAGUUUGUAAAAUAAAAUUUUUGCUGCUUUUUUUUUACACUUUUAGUGUGAAUUGUUUUUCAAGUUUAUAAAAUACAGUGCAAAUUCUAUCGUUUCAUAGAUCAAGUUCAGAAAAAAAAUGGCAUCCAUAACACACUAAGCAGAAAAUAUUAAACUUCAAAAGUUGUGGUUUAAAACACAGGCCUGAAUGAAAUUAAGAGAACAAUAUAGUUUUAUCAAAUACGUACAUAAAAUAUGUGAACUUGUAUUGUAAAUACGUAAGAACUGGAGUAAAGGUUUUGGUGAUUUUACUUUCAUAAAUGUUGUACAUAUGUCAUAAUUGUAUAUCUAAGACUUCUCUACAUGAUAUUACUGAAAUUGUUUCAUAGUUAGCAGAUAUUUAUUAAUGAAAAGCAUAAAAAAAACACUUAUUGGAAUUCUGUAAACAUUCAUGAUUUAAUUAACAAUGAAUGAUAUUAUGUUGUUUUUGUGGUUAAAUUUUAGAGAUGGCACGAGACUCAAAACUCGAGCAGAGUCAAACGAGUAGCUAAAGGUCAACUCGACCGUCAAAUUCAUUGUAUUCUACAGGAUGAGACUCGACGAUCUUUAUCUUAUAACUCGAUAAUAUAUGACAAUCCUGUGCAAAAAGCAUAUCACGUACGAUGAUUUUACAAACACUUCAAAGUGUAAUCACUAAUUUAAAUUAUUGACAUUUUCUCAAAGUACAUUAAUUUAAAUAAUUACACUUCCCGAAAAACUUAAAUUUUUUCCGCUAUUUGCGUUUUACAUUUUUGAAAAUGCCAUUUCUGAAUGGCCUGCUGUAGGUGAAAUUUUUUUUAACAUAGCACACAAAUUACAAAAAAUUAAAAAUUGUCUGGACGUUGGUUUUUAUUCUCUAGUAUAGCAGAAAUCAAUAGUAUCGCUGUUAGACAUGAUUACAAAAGUGUUGCAUUGUGUAUCUCCAUACUGUAUUCACCGGCAGGUCGCCUCUGCAUAUGGGUCGCACCUAUAAUUUUGGGCAUAAAAAUCAUAACAUUUGCACCGUAAGGGCUUCCCUAGAAUAUGAGUAGCACCAUAUAACUGUCUUCAGUAGAAUACAAGUGAAGUCGUUAUGGUCUUGGCUUAUUGCCGCGUAAGAAACAUGGAAUGGUCGUGUGUCUCUCCUCUCCCCAUCCUUUAUGUCCCUUUUUUUUAUUGUUUAAUUCAUUACACCACACAAUUUUCCUCGAUUUCAAAGGCCUUCACAGCUACUGUAUUUUCCAGAAUCUAGUGAAAAUAAAAUACUCAGUUUUAAAAGAAAUCAGGUCUGAUAAGUUAUAUUUUACUCAUUCACUUGGCACAAAUGACUUACAAUGACUUAUUUGAAGACAUAUAUGAACUUUAAUAUAGUGCUAAUUUAUGUUAACACCAGCAAAUAAAAAACAAAUAUUCUGUAAAAUUUCUGCAAUUACUCGAAGUUGACUCGCUUUUUAAGGACGCGACUCAACUAAAAUUAAGCUUGGACUUUACUCUGCUCGACUCGAAGGUAUUAUUACUGAACUCGCUGUACUUUGACCCAAAAAUUUGCAGAACUCGUCCAUCUCUAUUAAAUUUCUGUUUGUUUACGAUAGUCAUUUACAGAGGAUCAUAUGUUGAUAGCCUAAGUUCUUACACAUUACCUUGUGAAGUUUCAGUUUAGGCCUACAUUUUAAGCAUGUCUGUGUAGUAUCAUAUAUUGAUAGCUGCUGUUUAAUUUAAGGUUUGAUUAAUUUUAUCAAUUUUUAAUUCCCCUGGAUAUUUGUGAAAACUGUGAACUAGAAAAUAAAUCAAUUUUAUUAAUAUGUAGAUCUUAAAAUUUAAAAUAAGUUUUUUUAAAAGUAAUGAUUUAUGAAUUGAAUUUUUCACUUCAGUAAAUAAAAUUUGUUAAUUACGUAUA